CGAAUAUUUUGAUUUGUUAUAGAACUUUUAAUCUGAUUUAGAGAAUCAAAUCAGAUCCGGAAAGUAACUUAUGUUACAUUUUCUUUAGAUUUAUUCUGUGCAAUCCUUUUUAAUUUUAAUUAAGAGCUAUUGAUAAAAGUAUAUUCCUACAGUGCACUUGAUUUUGACCAAUGUACUUUGAACCAGCACUACGUGGAACAAGAUUGAUAAUUGUUGAUAAUCAACUCGUGUUGUUUAUAUUGAUUAUACAUUACAUAUUUACAUUUUUAUAGGAGCCUUAUGUUGAUCGAUACACUGAUAAAAGAAGGUUCCAAAAACAUGACAAACUCUACGAUGAAACCGUUACUCUUCGACAUUUUUCACGAAUGCUUAAAAACGAAAGCUAGAACUGCAAAAAUGACACUUGUUCAUCAUCCUGUGGAUACUCCAGUAUUUAUGCCAGUGGGAACUCAGGGCACUUUGAAAGGUGUAUUGCCGCAACAAUUAGAAAGCUUAGACUGCCAAAUUAUUCUAGGAAACACCUAUCAUCUCGGAAUAAGACCUGGUCUUCAUGUUAUGCAAAAAGCUGGUGGAUUACAUAAUUUUAUGAAUUGGAAAAGAGCAUUAUUGACAGAUUCUGGUGGUUUUCAAAUGGUAUCACUUUUAGAACUUGCAAACAUUACAGAAGAAGGUGUUCAAUUUAAAUCUCCUUAUGAUAAUGAAUCUGAUUGCAUGCUGACACCUGAGCACUCUAUAGAAAUACAAAAUAUAAUAGGUGCAGACAUAAUAAUGCAGCUUGACGAUGUAGUUAAAACUACAAUAACAGGGCCAAGAGUAGAAGAAGCAAUGCAUAGAACAUAUAGAUGGUUGGAUAGGUGUUUACAAGCUCAUCAGAGACCAAAUGAACAAAGUAUAUUUCCAAUUGUACAAGGCGGACUUAAUCCUGAUCUCAGAUCAGAAUGUGCAAAGCAGUUGAUUCAACGCAAUGUCAAUGGUUAUGCCAUAGGUGGAUUAAGUGGUGGAGAAAGUAAAGACGAAUUUUGGAGAAUGGUACAUCUUUCUACUGAUAUACUUCCAAAAGAUAAACCGCGUUAUUUAAUGGGAGUUGGAUUCGCUGAAGAUUUAGUAGUUUGUUGUGCAUUGGGGAUAGACAUGUUCGAUUGCGUAUUUCCUACGAGAACAGCGAGAUUUGGUUGUGCGUUAAUACGUACAGGACAACUAAACUUAAAACAAUUACAAUACUCGAAAGAUAUAAGACCCAUAGAUGAAACAUGUGAUUGUAGUACAUGUAAAACGUAUACGCGCGCUUAUCUUCAUCAUAUUGUAACGAUAGAAACAGCUGCAUGUCAUUUAUUAUCUAUUCACAAUGUUGCAUUUCAAUUGAGACUAAUGAAAGAUAUUAGACAAAGUAUCAAAGAGCAAAAAUUUCCAGAAUUUAUACAGCAAUUUAUGUUGAACUUAUAUCCGAAUAAGGAAUAUCCAACGUGGAUAAUAAAUGCUUUAAAUGCUGUCAAUGUUACAUUAUUAUGAGAAAAAGUACAGAUGAUCACGUUAUGUUAAUAGUGUAUCUAAUAAUAUCAGAUGGAGUCCCUAGUGAGAAAUCACGUUUAUAUCCUAAAAACUAAAGACUAUUUCAUGUGUAUAAGGUUCCAGGUUUAUUUUUAACGACUUUAUAAACAGAUGAAUGGGUUAUUAGAUAUUUUUAUAUAUUACAGAAAUAAGCUUCUUAAAAACUUUCAUAUAUUUUACAAUAGUUAACUGUAGUUAUCAAUGAUAAAAGCACGCGAAUAAUUUACACUUAUUUCGUAUUUACUAUACUAUUUAUAAAUAAAACUGUCCAUCUUUGUAAUAUCUAAUAAUUUCAUUUUCGAGCAGUAUCAACAUUCAAUUUUUAAUGUACACGUGCUGCCUGUUUGAAACAUACAUUUCCAUUGUCCAGGACUGUAGUAAAUUAGGCACAAGGUAUUAAUGUUGUACAUAACGUUAUCACAUAAAGUCGUCUGAAUCAUAUCCAUUAUUGUCGGUGUUCGAUAUCAUAUUAGAUGUAUUGAAUAAGGAAUUGUAGCUCCUGAAAGUGAUUAAUUAGAAAGUUUUGCAAAAUUAA
This is a messenger RNA of Megalopta genalis, 2083 nucleotides long. It is a transcript of the gene Tgt, whose product is annotated as tRNA-guanine transglycosylase. Gene Ontology annotation, molecular function: tRNA-guanosine(34) queuine transglycosylase activity. Lineage: Eukaryota; Metazoa; Arthropoda; Insecta; Hymenoptera; Halictidae. The record is from RefSeq and is a predicted model, not a curated record. Gene Ontology annotation, cellular component: cytosol.